AUGAGUUCAAAAAUACACUCAGUUGAUGUGGAAAAAGAUGCUUUCUCAAAUGCUAUUCCUGAGAUUGAAAUUCUGAAGAGAAGAAAGAAAGAAGAAAUAGAGAAACAACAAGUUCUUGAAAUACAGGAACUUGAAAAAGCAAGCAAGAUUCUUGGAAAGCAGUGUCUGAGUGAGAUGAAUGAAGAAGUUCUGUUAAUUCUUCAUGCUCAGGCUAGACAACUACAGGAGAAGAAAACAUAUGCUCAAGCAGCUGAAUCUGCUGUCUCUAAACCUGCUGUCUCAAAACCAGCUCAAAAUCCCAAGAAAACUGAGAAGAAUACUGCUCAUGCCUCUAUUCAUAGAAAAGUGGAAAAGAAAAUGCAAAAAGAGAAAAACUUCCAAAUCUCCAGAAAUAGAAGACUUAUUCUCAAAGUCUCAAACCAGGACAUUCUGCAAAGAAACAAGCUAAACUCAAAUCUCAUUUUCAGAAUCAGAAAUGAAAUUAAUCAGCAGUUCUUUUCUCAGUUGAUGACUGAUAUUGAAGUUCAAAAACCAGUUAUAGCUUCAAUUGAGCCAUCAUUCUUUGAAAACUCCAUCAUUCUGACUACAAUGCCUGAAUUCAGUGCUGAAUUCCUUAUUCAGAAUGAGAAUCUCUGA
This is a messenger RNA of Blastomyces gilchristii SLH14081, 636 nucleotides long. RefSeq lists its product as uncharacterized. The coding region runs from base 1 to 636 and encodes 211 amino acids. The record is from RefSeq and is a predicted model, not a curated record. Lineage: Eukaryota; Fungi; Ascomycota; Eurotiomycetes; Onygenales; Ajellomycetaceae. The transcript has 2 exons.